AUGUCGUUCAACGGGAAGGCUCCGUAUGCCCCGGACUAUGCGUCCUACAACUGGAUUGGUGCUCCCGCGAACUACGACCUAGCCACCAAUGUUGACCUGGGCGGAGAUUCCCGCACCGAAAACGUGAACAAAUGGUUCCAAUCCGGCGACCAGGCCUACAUUCUCGUCUCCUCGGCCAUGGUGCUGGUGAUGGUCCCGGGCCUGGGCUUCCUGUACUCGGGCCUGGCUCGACGCAAGUCUGCCCUCAGUAUGAUCUGGGCCUGCAUGGCCUCCAUGUCUGUCAUCACCUUUCAGUGGUACUUCUGGGGCUACUCGCUCGCCUUCUCGCCCACCGCGACCAACGGCUAUAUCGGCAACCUGCGCAACUUCGGCCUCAUGAAAACCCUGGCGGAGCCGAGUCCCGGAUCACCCUUGGUUCCUAGCCUAUUGUUUGCGUUCUACCAGAUGCAAUUCUGCGCCGUCACCGCAGCCAUCGUCAUGGGCGCCGUCGCCGAGCGCGGCCGCCUUCUUCCCGCUAUGGUCUUCACCUUCAUCUGGGCGACCAUCGUGUACUGCCCGCUGGCCUGCUGGGCCUGGAACAGUAACGGCUGGGCCUACAAGUACGGGGUGAUGGACUACGCUGGUGGCGGGCCCGUCGAAAUUGGCUCUGGCUUCAGCGCACUCGCCUACAGCAUGGUCCUCGGCCGGCGUCAGGAGCGCAUGAUGCUCAACUUCCGCCCACACAACGUGUCGCUGAUCCUGCUCGGCACCGUCUUCCUCUGGUUCGGCUGGUUGGGCUUCAAUGGCGGGUCGUCCUUCGGUGCCAAUCUCCGUGCAACUAUGGCCUCGUGGAAUACGAAUCUGACUGCCGCCUUCGGCGCCAUUGCCUGGGUUCUGCUUGAUUGGCGGCUCGCCCGCAAGUGGUCCAUGGUCGGCUGGUGCUCUGGCACCAUCUCUGGCCUAGUCGCGGCCACGCCCGCCUCGGGCUUCAUCUCGCCGUGGGCCAGCGUCAUCCUCGGCAUCGUCACCGGCAUCGUGUGCAACUAUGCGACGAAAAUCAAGUACUGGAUCCGCAUCGACGACAGCAUGGAUGUGCUCGCGGAGCACGGCAUCGCUGGAAUCAUCGGGCUUAUCUUCAACGCGCUUUUCGGCGACGACGCCAUCGUGGGGCUCGACGGCGUUAACACCGGCGCCGGCAUCGGCGGCUGGGUCAUUCACAACUAUAAGCAGUUAUACAUUCAAGUCGCCUACAUCGUGGCCACCGCCGCCUACUCAUUCGUGAUGUCCGCACUCAUCGCCUACGCCAUCAACCUCAUCCCAGGCCUGAAACUGCGCGCCUCCGAAGAAGCCGAGCUCCUCGGCAUGGACGACGACCAGCUGGGCGAGUUCGCGUAUGAUUACGUUGAGGUGCGCCGCGACUAUCUGGCGUGGACGCCGCAGCAGCACGACCAGCGGGAGGACGGGCAUGAGGUUCCGGCCGCGGAGCGGUACGGCAUCGGCGAGCACUCGGAGAUGAUGCUGGAGGGGCACCCGCCGAAUGGCGAGAUCAGUCAGAGCUCGCGCGGGGGUAGUGAGGGCGAUAUGCAUAUUCAGGAGGUGAAGAUUGCGCCGGCGCCGAGACAGGUUGCUGAGUCGACGACGCCGCAUACGCAUGCGCCACCGCCGAUGGAGACUCCCGUUGUGUUGAGGCCCGUUGAUGAGAAGGGGGAUAAUUAG
Molecule: messenger RNA, 1695 nt
Organism: Penicillium canariense
Lineage: Eukaryota; Fungi; Ascomycota; Eurotiomycetes; Eurotiales; Aspergillaceae
Product: ammonium transporter
Exons: 3
Coding region: 1-1695 (564 amino acids)
Biological process (GO): ammonium transmembrane transport
Cellular component (GO): plasma membrane
Molecular function (GO): ammonium channel activity
Source: RefSeq, a predicted model, not a curated record